This is a messenger RNA of Mytilinidion resinicola, 2994 nucleotides long. Its product is annotated as DDHD-domain-containing protein. The transcript has 5 exons. Gene Ontology annotation, molecular function: metal ion binding; glycerophospholipase activity. NCBI's taxonomy places the organism in Eukaryota, Fungi, Ascomycota, Dothideomycetes, Mytilinidiales, Mytilinidiaceae. Bases 1 to 2994 code for a protein of 997 amino acids. Gene Ontology annotation, cellular component: cytoplasm. The record is from RefSeq and is a predicted model, not a curated record.
AUGUCGACGCCCGAGAACAAGGGCUACCUCUCUGCAGGCAUCGGGGCUUUCUCGCCCUGGACCUCGCGCAGCAAUACGCCGAAAGCGCCGCCGAGUCCGCGGGAGCCCAGAGAGAGCGAGGCGUCGAAUGCGUCCGAGGCCAUGGGAGGGCCGCAGAGGGGAGGCGAUCAUACCAUCAGUCGGCGGCAUCGGUUGAGUCUGAGGAAUUAUCCGCGGGACUGUCCGGCACUGGCUGUGCAGUGGUAUCAUGCUAUUGAUAUUCCCAAGCGUAAACCACUAGCUACCAAGACGCCUUUACCCUCCGACGAAAAGCCUCCGGCACCAAAGAAAUGGGCGCAGUUCUCCCCGGGCGACUCGAGGGCAAUCGAAGUGGCAUUCCAGAAGUUGGCGGACGAGGUCGAUAUUGCGGAUCAGAGGGCGCUGAAUAUUCCAGGGAGUCCACGUCCUCGACCGAGGGAGCAUCAGGAAUCCUCAGAUAAGGAUGGAAGGGUGAAAGUACCGGUGAAUGAAGACUUCCUCUUUGACGUUGAUGUCGAGGCGAGAGAGUUGGGUCCGGCAUAUUGGCUGGGUCCGGUAUAUGAGGUGCGACGUGGGACUUGGUUCUAUGACAAUACUGGACUCCCAUGCGACGAGAAUCUUGCAACUCAACUUGAAGAAGGUUAUCUCAAGCUCAGGCCAUGGAAGUUUCCCCAGUCAGAGAAGCGCUCGGUAUCGCAGCCACGUUCACGUCCACAGUCAUUGAGAGCUGCUCCUGGAGACGAUUACCGAAAGGCCCUCAAUGAGUCUAGGUCGAAUCCGAUAACCCCAAAAUCCUCCUCCGACAACCUGAAAGCUGAGUCGCCGUACGCCGCGAGUGAUGCUACUGGAGACGAAUCAUCACCACCUCAUGAUCAAAUGAAAGCCCAUCGACUUUUUGGGACACACAUGAACUCGGUUGUGACCUAUCAGAACGCGACGACAGCGUGGCUUUUGACAGAUGAUUUCCUUUCAAGGAUGAGUAGCACCGUCUACCAGAGAUUCGCCGGCGGCGGACAUUUCGCGGGCGUCAAACUCACUCGCGGUUCUUCUAGCAUGAACAAGAAGAGCAGAGACGACGACCGACCGGGAACGUCUAGCUCAACGUCCGAUGAUGCAUCCGAGCCGAACACCGAACGCAAACCCGAAGUCAAGGUCGACACUGAUGUUUCGGACGCAGAGGAAGACGACCCCGCACAGUCUCCUUCAGAAGCCCGCACAAAGACCCUCGCGAGACAUAUGUCGUCUCUAGUUUCGUCAUCGCAACCGGAAGAUCCUGCCAAGCAAGAGGAAGAAAUCCGGAAACGAGAUGAGAAGGAAAUCCGUGAUGACUACCAGGACCAGUCGGGCGAAGAGCAAAGACGUGACAUUGAGCAUCUGCUUCUCGUUACCCAUGGUAUUGGACAACGUCUUGGGAUGCGUUUGGAGAGUGUCAACUUUGUCCACGACGUUAACACUCUGAGGAAAUCCCUCAAAGGCGUCUACGCCAACUCUACCGACCUUCAAGCUCUCAACGCUGAAGUCGACAGGCUGCCAAAGAAUUGUCGCAUUCAAGUCCUCCCAAUCUGCUGGAGACAUCUCCUCGACUUCCCUAAGCAGAGCCUGAAGCACAAUCGCAAAGAACACGACCUCGGUGAUCUCGAUUUUGAUGACCAGGAUUACCCAAACCUUGAAGACAUCACCAUCGAAGGUGUUCCCACCGUCCGCAACCUCAUUACUGACCUUGCCCUCGACAUCCUCCUGUAUCAAAGCCCCGCAUACAAAGGGCAUAUCUCUCGCAUCGUGCUUCAAGAAUGCAAUCGCAUCUAUCGUCUCUUCCGCGAACGCAACCCCUCCUUCAACGGAAAGGUAAGCCUGGUGGGCCACUCCCUCGGUUCCGCCAUUCUCUUUGAUAUCCUCUGUCACCAGAAAGACGAUACCCCUUCCCACUCCCAAAAUCACAAGCACCGCCGUGCUACCGACGACCACAUGAAACUGGACUUCCCCGUUGAGGAUUUCUACGCCCUCGGGUCUCCUCUUGGCCUUUUCCAGAUGCUGAAAGGGCGAACUAUUGCGGCUCGUCAACCAUCCGCAUCGCAUUCCCCCGCCGAAACUCCGGGUGAGGGCUACGAUGACCCGUUCGUCUCGCCAACUGGCAAAUCAAAGGCAUUCGAGAUUACGACCAGUCGUCCGAAGUGCAAUCAGCUCUUCAACAUCUUCCAUCCCACUGAUCCCAUCUCCUACCGCAUCGAACCUCUCAUUUCUCCGGCAAUGUCUGCGCUAAAACCCCAACCCCUCCCCUACACCAAGAAAGGUAUCUUCGGCGCUCCAGUAGGCCACGGACUGACCGGCAUCGGCGCGCGCGUUGGCCAGAGCGUGUCAGGACUGUGGACGAGCUUGAGCUCAGGCAUCGCCUCCAGCCUCAUCAACCGCAGCCUCGGAAUCACAGGCGAAGACGCCGUCAAACUCAACACCGCGCAAGCACAAUCCUCACGCCCCUUGUCGAUCGGCGCCGGGACAAACAUCACAGCUGGCGGCGUUAUUCCUACAUCAGGUAAAGAACCGGACCCCGCGUUCAUCGUUGAUGAGCGGAAGCGUCGGCUAGGCGAAGACCCUAUCACGGCCGGAGAAGUUGGCGAACAUCCCCUUACCCUCAUCGACACAGAGAUCGAGACCCUCUUCUCAGGCUUCCACAAACGCACAAGAAGCCAAACAAGUGAAGACGCGAGGGACACCAGAGAGUCGCUCGAGUGGCAAGAAUUAGAGGAAAAGAGCAGGCGGCUGAGGAGGGAAGAGGCUAAAGUAAGGGCACUCAAUGGGAACGGCCGUGUGGACUAUAACAUCCAAGAAGGCAGCAUCGCGAGCCACUUGACGUACUGGGCGGAUGAGGACGUGGGGCACUUCAUCAUCUCGCAGUUGUUGGCCAGGCAUAGGAGCGCAUGGAAAUUUCACUCUUGCGGGCUUGGUGCCGAUGUCUGGGGUGGCCCUACUGGCGGGUAG